AUGAGAGCGCCCUCCCUGCAGAGCCGAAGCGGCUCAUCGAUGCCCGCUGCUGCAGAGCCGCUCAUGCAGGUAGCAGCAGAUCCCGCCGCAGCCCCACCCGGUGCAGAUCAUCAGCGCCGCGUCCAACCACUCUACGCCGACGCCUCCUCUCAAACAUCAACAGCAGCAAGCGACAUCCCGCUACUACCUCCGCCGCCGCCUUACACCCCCGCGCCCCCUCAGGGCAGAUGCGUCGUGCUCCCCGCCCGCGAGGCGCGCUGGCGCACCAACAAGGGCAGAUCAGUCGACGGCACCGGCGCCCCGCUCUCCACGCUCGCCGCGACGGUCCUUGUGAGCGAGGGUCAGCUCGAGGGCGGUGACGUACAGCUCAUCCAUCCCGCCUCUAAUUCCUCCCUCCUCUCCCCAACCGACCCUCUCUCCUCCAUCGCCCUCAGCACCUACGCCACCAUCCACGAAAUCGUCAGCGGCGCUGCCCAGGGCCCCCGCGAAGCCUUCCGCCAGGUCCGCAUGGCCCGCGACGACGCCGCCGCCCGCGACGGAGGGGCUUACGACUUCCGCUCGCUGCUGUCGUCGGCCGUUUACGACGACGACUUGUUGGAUUUGGAUCAGCACGGGUCGGACCGGUUUGGCGAUUACAACCCUACGGCGCCGCCGAGCGUUGCGUCGACGGCGGCGUCUGUGUCGACGGUGGAGGAGGAUGGGGAAGAGGGGAGGAAGAGGGGCGUGUGCUUCACGCCGUCGGGCACGGGGACGGUGGUGAGCGGGACGGUGAAUGGGGGAGGGGGCUCGGGCUCGGGGGAUACGUCGACGACGGUGGGGAUGGGGGGGAGGAGGGGGAGGGGAGAGGGAGAGGGAAGGGAUGAGGGCAGUCCGUAUGCGGCGGUGGCGGCGAGCACGGGCUUGGGCGUGGCGCGCAUCGUGGGCGCCGGCUUGAAGGCGCCGGGCGUGUAUACGAGCGGGUUGGCGAGGGGGUUCAACAACGUGCCGAGGCUGUAUGGGGACGAGACGGUGAGGGAGGAAGAGAGGAUCGAUGGGGUGGCGUCGGGGUUGGUCGCGGCGGGGAAGGGCCUUGGGUAUGGCUUGUUCGACGGCAUCACGGGGCUCUUCGUGCAGCCGGUCAAAGGAGCUCUUGGAGUACCGGGAUACGCGUUCACGGGUAUACAAAAGUCGAUCGAGAAAGAACUGUCGCGGAAGGCAAGCCCGGAAGAGUGUUUGGCGGCUGCCGAGGUCCUGCAGGGCGAGGACGAGAUGCAGCGCUUGAGUGAUAAGGAGCGGAUGGAGAUUGUGACUGCGUGGCUUGCAAGGUGA
Messenger RNA from Diplodia corticola, 1308 nucleotides. Its product is annotated as glycosyltransferase family 1 protein. Lineage: Eukaryota; Fungi; Ascomycota; Dothideomycetes; Botryosphaeriales; Botryosphaeriaceae. The transcript is spliced from 4 exons. The record is from RefSeq and is a predicted model, not a curated record. Bases 1 to 1308 code for a protein of 435 amino acids.